AUGGUAAAAAAAAGCAUCGACGCAAAAGUGCGUCCGCUCGCCAACCCGGCCCUCGAAAAGGCGAGCCUCCUCGGCGCCGCCCGCCUCUACGUCAGCAAGGAAUCCCUCAUCGCGCUCACCAAUGGCCUGGAAAACGGCAGGCCAUGCGUCGUCGAGAAGCUGGAGGACCAGGCGCAGGGCCCGGUCAGGAGGGAAGCCUCGCUGUGGAUUCUGCCCGAGAAGAACCUCAGCCCCAACGUGGUCAUGAUGACGAGGGCGUUUCAGGACGCGACGGGCUUCAGGAUUGGCGACCAGGUGCGCAUCUCGCUGCUGGAGAGCAUGCCGGACGUGGACGAGGUGGUUGUGCAGGACGUGAGUGAGGAGCAGCAGCAGGCCAAGGACGGCCGCGGCGCAAGGCAUGCCGCCUGUUGGGAGUUUUCGUUGAGUCUGUCCAUGGAGCGUGCCGACCUGAUUUUCCCGGGCAUGGUGUUUGAAGGCGUCAAUAUCAACAAGCUGCGGCGCACGUUCAAAGUCGUCUCGGUCAACUCGCACACAAACAACGUUGCCAAGUUCAGCAUUUCCUCAUCGACGAUCCGCAUCCUGGCAGAGGGAGAUGACUCCGCCGCUGCAGAUGAAUCAGAAGCCUUCACGGGCGGUGAGUUGGCCGUCACCGGCGUGCCUGGCCUCGCCUCGCAAAUCAGCACCAUCAACCGCUUCCUCAAGGGGUUCACUCGGCAGUUCUGGGUCAAGGAUGAGCGAGAGUCGUGCGCCUUUGUCAUCCACGGCGGACACGGCACGGGCAAGACCUUUAUCCUGCAAAAGAUUGCCGAUACAAGAUGGGGGCGGCCGUUCUGGAUCAAACCCCCUGACAAGCUGGCCGCCAUUCGGGAAACGUUCAAGCAAGCACACACCCUCCAACCGAGCGUGAUCCUCAUUGACGGCCUAGAAGACCUCAUUUCCAAGGACAGAUCGAACCGGGACUCAGUCAUCGACGUCAUCGGCGAAGAGCUCGACGCCCUGUCCGCCGAAGCCAGAGCCCGCAACGCCCUCCCUCAGGUCGUCGUCAUCGCCACAUGUCUGGACUACAUGACCGACGUGCCUGCCAAGCUCCAGAAACGCUCCCGUUUCAGAGAGAACAUUGCUCUCCCCAUCCCCAGAGCCAGCGAACGUCUCGAGAUUCUCAACUUCUUCGACCCGCCGGUUCACCCCGCCGAGAAGAGGGCGUGUCUGGACAGCGUGGCGCAAAAGACGCAUGCCUACAAUGGCGACGAUUUAGCAAACCUGGUUUUGAACGCCAAGAAGAUUCUCGGCAACAGGCUCGACGAGGAGGGUCUCGAUCCCUGUACGGCGGGAGAACAAUUCCUCUCCAAGGACGAUAUGGAGCAGGCAUUGAGGAUCACGAGGCCCACGGCCAUGCACGACAUCAAUCUGAAGCCGCCGACGAUUCAUUGGCAGGAUGUAGGCGGGCAAGAGAGUCUCAAGAAGGUCCUAAACCGCAUGAUUAAAAACACCAAGAACACCAACCCCUCAAGCCGACACGUCCUCCGCAACCCUCCAAAGGGCCUCCUCCUCUACGGGCCGCCGGGCUGUUCCAAAACGCUCUCCGCGCAGGCCAUGGCCACCGAGUCCGGGUUCAACUUCUUCGCCGUCAAGGGCGCCGAGCUGCUCAACAUGUACGUGGGCGAGUCGGAGCGCGCCGUCCGCACGCUGUUCGAGCGGGCGCGCGCCGCCUCCCCGUCCAUCAUCUUCUUCGACGAAAUCGACUCCAUCGGCGGCCAGCGCGGCCCGGGCUCCUCCCCGUCGUCGGGCGGCUCCCGCUCCACCGGCGCCGUCAACAUGCUCACCACGCUGCUCACCGAGAUGGACGGCUUCGAGGCGCUGACGGGCGUCCUCGUCCUCGCCGCCACCAACCGCCCCGAGGCGAUGGACCCGGCGCUCAUGCGGCCCGGCCGCUUCGACCAGGUCCUCUACGUCGGCCCGCCCGACCACGCGGCGCGCGAGGCCGUCUUCGGCGUGCACCUCAGGGGGCUGGCCCUCGCCGACGACGUCGACGUAAGGGAGGCCGCGAGGCUGGCCGACGGCUACUCCGGCGCCGAGAUCAAGGCCAUUUGCAACGAGGCCGGGCUGGCGGUGCUGGACCGCUACGACGACGACGAGACGGGCACGGCCAAGCUGGAGAUUGGCAUGGAUGACUUGGUCGCCGCCAUGGAGAGAACACCCAGGAAUAUUACGAGUUUCAUGAUUAGCGGGUAUGAGAAUUGGUCAAGACAGUUUAGACGCAAGUAG
This is a messenger RNA of Metarhizium brunneum ARSEF 3297, 2265 nucleotides long. RefSeq names its product ATPase family protein (gene AFG2). The record is from RefSeq and is a predicted model, not a curated record. Gene Ontology annotation, molecular function: ATP hydrolysis activity; ATP binding. Gene Ontology annotation, cellular component: cytoplasm. NCBI's taxonomy places the organism in Eukaryota, Fungi, Ascomycota, Sordariomycetes, Hypocreales, Clavicipitaceae.